UGGGUCGUCGGGUGUUCAUACUCGAUAGCCGAAGUUGGUCAGUGGUUUGGGCUUCGAUUGACCAAUUUGGCUUAGCAGCGGCUUAGCCGACCGAUCAGUCCAUUGCCGGUCGUUCAGUCGGUUGGAGGUGUUCUUCGAAUUUGGCGUAGUCGCGAAUAUUGAGGUUUAUGGGAAGGAAUGCGGAUAGCGGAGUGAUGGGGUCGGGUAACGGAUUGAUGUGUUCGCGGUGGAUGAGUGUGCGGCUGAUUGUGGUGGUGUUGGCUUUGGCAGCAUGUCAUCGAGUAGCGGCGCAGGAUGGAGAACAUCACUGUGUGAUGUACGGGGUCUGCAAUUAUAUUGGAAUGCACAAGCAGAAUUGUCCAACUACGGAGAAGGCAAGGCCGCUUGACAAUCUGCAAGGUGAGGAGAUCCUGAAGCGACGGUGCGGUUUUGUGUUUGAAGAUGAAAAAAUGCCUUUGUGUUGUAACUACGAGCAGCUCAUAGAGCUCGACAACAACUUCAAGAAUGGAGAAGGUGUGUUCGGCAGAUGUGAGACAUGCACGAGGAAUAUGCUGUACAGUAUUUGCAACAUGGCUUGCAAUCCGGAGCAGAGUCGGUUCCUGACGGCUCAUACGGCUUCGGAAGGUUACUACGUCGAUAAAGUGGACUAUCGAAUCGACCGAGAACACGUGCAGAAUGUCUACGACUCUUGUAAGGGUGUAAUCCUGCCCUCAAGUGGAAAAUAUGCGAUGGACAUGGCCUGUGGAGGUUGGGAGUCCACGAGGUGCACCGCGGAGAGGUGGUUCGAAUACCUCGGCGAUGCCGUCAAUAAUGACUACGUGCCUUUCAUGAUUGAGUACCAUUAUCCGGAAGACCCGGAUAUCAGAUACAAUCAGGAUGUACUGCAUUGCAACGAAGGGUACAAUGGUUCGAACAGUUGUUCGUGCGUGGAUUGUUUCGACAGUUGCCCAGUGUCCGAUCCACCUGAAGCUGAAGAUCCUGGAUUCCUUGUAGGCGAUUUGAAUGGAGUGACCUUCGUGGUGGCCGUAGUCAUCGGAGGGUUCGGUUUGUCUAUGGUGUUGUUCAGUGGUUUCUACAAGUCCAACGGAUCAUCGUUUGAGUUUCCUAAGUUCUGCGGAGGCUUCCCGGCCGUCAAUAGAGGAUUGACGAAGUUCUUCACUCAUUGGGGAACUUUUUGCGCCGCUCAUCCGGUGUUGAUAAUUGCUAUCUGUUCUUGGAUUGUUGGUGGCCUUUGCUACGGAAUCAUCCACCUACAGAUAACUACCGAUCCGGUCGAAUUGUGGGCAGCACCCGAAAGCAGGUCACGCGUGGAAAAGGAUUACUUCGACUCCCGGUUCUCCCCCUUCUACAGAACCACGCAAAUGUUCAUCAAACCUACCAAGCAGAACUACAUCGUUCACGAAACAUCAACAGGCAACAUCACCUUCGGUCCGGCAUUCGACAAGGAGUUCCUGCUCGCAGUCUUCGAGCUGCAAGAACAAAUCGAGCAAAUCGGCCAAGAGGAGGGUGCUGGGCUGGAAAAGAUCUGCUACGCCCCGAUGACUGCGGCUGGCCAAGAAACGGUCCUCAGCGAAUGCACCAUUCAGUCGGUGUUUGGAUAUUUCCAGAACGACUACGACAACUUCCACUCCGUGCGUCCCGACUUGGAGGGAUUUGAAGUCAACUAUUUGAACAAGAUCAACGACUGCACCCGGAAUGCGUACAUUCCGGCUUGCUUUGGUCCUUACGGAGGACCUGUUGAGCCGGGUAUAGCCGUUGGAGGUUUCCCAAAGCCUGCUCUGGGAGAAAGUCCGGAUUACCGCCUGGCCACAGGAGUGAUCAUCACUUUUCUUAUCAAGAACAAGGCUAACAAAGACGAACUGGGUCCGAUGAUGGAGUGGGAGAAGAAGUACAUCGAGUUUAUCGAGAAAUACCAGAACCCGUUGAUGGACAUAGCCUACACUGCGGAGCGCUCGAUCGAGGACGGAAUCGACGCCAUGUCGGAAGCGGAGAUGUACACCGUCAUCAUCAGCUACGUGGUCAUGUUCGUCUACAUUACGAUCUCGUUGGGAAAGGUUAGCGGCUUCCGGACGUUCUUCAACGAAUCGAAGAUUAUUCUUGCGGUUGGUGGAAUCGUAGUGGUGUUGGUGUCGGUCGCUUGCAGUUUGGGAUUCUUCGGAUAUCUACAGCUGGCUACGACCAUGUUGACGAUCGAGGUGAUUCCGUUCUUGGUGUUGGCCGUCGGCGUUGAUAACAUCUUCAUGCUAGUUCACGCUUUCCAACGGAUUGAUAGGGUGCAGACUCCGGAAACGGAUAAGGCCAUCGGGAAGGCUCUGGGUCAAAUUGGCCCAUCGAUCUUGCUGACGUCGGCUAGUGAAUGCUGCUGCUUUGCGAUUGGCGGUUUGUCGCCGAUGCCUGCGGUUAACACGUUCGCCUGGUACGCAACGGUGGCACUGUUCGUGGAUUUUGUUCUGCAGAUAACUGCGUUCGUGGCCUUGAUGGCAUUGGAUGAGCGGAGAGUUGCUAGCGGAAGGUUGGACCUGUUUUGUUGCGUGAAGAGCGAGAAGAAAAUGGUUGGAAACGAACAGAUAGGCAUUUUGGAAAGUUUCUUCGGAAAGUAUUACGCUCCGUUUCUGAUGAAGAAACCGGUGCGGUUGACGGUGUUGGCUAUCUUCAUCGUGCUCUCGUCACUCUCGCUGAUGGUCGUCCCGAAUGUGGAGCCCGGAUUGGACCAGGAGCUAUCGAUGCCGAAAGACUCGCACUUGGUCAAGUACUUCCAGUUUAUGGCGGAGCUGCUGUGGAUGGGUCCUCCGGUGUACUUCGUACUGAAGCCUGGAUUGAACUACACCUCGGUACCGGACCAGAACCUGGUUUGCGGAGGUGUGAUGUGCAAUGCGGACUCCGUCCAAACACAGCUGUAUUUGGCUUCGCGCUAUCCAGAGAUAACCCGAAUCGCUCGGCCGUCUUCGUCAUGGCUGGACGACUACAUUGAUUGGUUAGCCAUCGAUGGCUGCUGUCGAUACAACAGAACCGACGGAUCGUUCUGUUUGAGCUCCAAUACCUUCUGCGAAUCCUGCCCUCGGGAGUUUGACGAAACGGGUGUUCGCCCAACGGUCGAACAGUUCGAGCGGUAUAUGGAGUUCUUCCUGUCGGACAUUCCGGACGACCGAUGCGCCAAGGCUGGUCGGGCAGCGUAUUUGACGGCACUCAACUACGUUACCGACUCGGCUGGUCAUCUGAACGUUCAUGACUCGUACUUUAUGACCUAUCACACGACGGUUGUGGUGUCCAGGGACUUCUACGAAGCCCUAGAAUGGGCUCGCAAAAUUACCGACGACAUCCAGCGGAUGUUGGACGAGAAGGGGGCUGGAGUGGAGAUUUUCCCGUACAGCGUAUUCUACGUGUUCUACGAACAAUACUUGACGAUUUGGGGUGAUGCGUUGCUAUCGCUUGGACUGUCGUUGGCUGCGGUAUUCGUAGUGACUCUCUUGGUAACCGGACUGGACGUUGUGUUCUCUCUGAUUGUACUACUGAUGGUUUUCUUGAUUCUGUUGAACAUGGGAGGCUUCAUGUGGGCUUGGAGUAUCACCUUGAACGCAGUAUCGUUGGUAAAUCUUGUCAUGAGCGUUGGUAUCGGCGUGGAGUUCAUCUCGCACACUGUGCGCUCGUACAAGAACGAAGCCGGCAGCAAGGUUGAGCGGGCAGCCGAAGCGCUAACCAAGACCGGUAGCAGUGUCUUCUCCGGAAUUACGCUGACCAAGUUCGCUGGGAUCGUUGUGUUGGCCUUCGCCAACUCACAGAUAUUCCAGAUCUUCUACUUCCGGAUGUACCUAGGAAUCGUGCUGAUAGGAGCUUUCCAUGGACUGGUCCUGUUGCCUGUGUUCCUCAGCUACAUUGGACCUAGAUCAACAAAGCAAGUGAUUAUCCGUGCGACCACGGAUCCCCUGAGCGAAGCAAAGUAUUCAGCUUCAGAAAAUCAUAACUUCUAGUCGUUUAGUUAACUCAUGUAAUUUAUUCACCUCUCUCUCAAGUCCCAAUACAAAUCAAUACUCGUUUCAA
Aedes aegypti (yellow fever mosquito) is the source of this 4038-nucleotide messenger RNA. It is a transcript of the gene Npc1b, whose product is annotated as Niemann-Pick type protein homolog 1B. Lineage: Eukaryota; Metazoa; Arthropoda; Insecta; Diptera; Culicidae. The coding region runs from base 168 to 3968 and encodes 1266 amino acids. The record is from RefSeq and is a predicted model, not a curated record. The transcript has 7 exons. Gene Ontology annotation, molecular function: lipid carrier activity. Gene Ontology annotation, cellular component: membrane.